Bursaphelenchus okinawaensis is the source of this 999-nucleotide messenger RNA. NCBI's taxonomy places the organism in Eukaryota, Metazoa, Nematoda, Chromadorea, Rhabditida, Aphelenchoididae. The record is from the annotation of a GenBank genome assembly.
AUGAACUGCGUAGCCGCGCUUUCGAAAGCCGGCUCAGACCCUUCGGACAUCCUUUAUGUGUCUUCAGCAGCUCAGCAACUGAAGCAACAUGCUGCUCGCAGAAAUGCCUCUCCCAGCUCCCCAACUCAUCAUCUUGAACGUCUACAGCGUGCGGGAAUGCAAUUCAAUGCCCGUACUCGAAGAAUUCGUGGCAUGCAACGGGUUUACCCACCCACUGUGUCCAACGAGCUCAGCAUGGCCACUACGGUCAUUAACAACUCCUCCCUCAUCGUUGUAGCUACAGCCGCCAUGUUCACUAGGCUGGGGUCAACAAUUCAUCAACCUGUUCAGGGACUCCUGGUUGACGAAGCUGGUCAAUUGACAGCCACCGAGCUAUUGGCCGCCAUCUGCAGUUUGAACUCUACUUUUCAACGACUGGUUCUUGCGGGAGACCCUGCGCAGCUCACAAGUCCCCUGCCCCCCGUCCUGUUGCCGAUGUACAACAUUGGCUUAAUGAGUGCCUUGGUAUUGGCCGUAUCUCAUCCACAAUCGACCAAGCUCGCGUUGACGGCUUCAUUCCGCUUCAAUCGGCCACUGGCCGAAGCCAUCAGUCACUCUUGUUAUAAUGGGCGGCUAACUUCCGCAACAAAUCGCCCACCACUGCCAGAACUUCAGCUACCGCAGUUUGGGGUUAACAAGUCCCCUAUCCUGUUUUUGGCCGAAGAUGGCCCUGAAGUUCGCCACGGUAAUUCGUACUCGAACCCCCACCAACUUUCCAAAGCUGUUGAUCACCUAGCUGCGUUAGCUCAGCAAGUCCCAGCUCUUCAACAAGGCCAACGCUCGGUAGCCAUUGUCGCUCCUUAUUCGGCCGCUACUCGAAGCAUGGAUGGGGCAAUGACUCCACUUCGCCAAGCAUUUCCACAGCUCAAUGUUACUAUAGCUAGCAUUGACCAGUUUCAAGGCCGUGAAGCUGACGUCGUCUACUUUCUCACCAUCCGCACCCAGCCAGGCUCUUCUUAG